GUCUUUUGAUCAGCUCAGAACGGAAGAAGGUGGGACGCGACGGAAAAGGAGAUUAAAGAAGGAUUUCUCCAGGGGGUGGGCAUGUUGAAGAGAAAUAAUGUUUUGUUGACAUUUGACCAGGACAGACGGAAUUACAGUUGUUAAACGACGGACAGAACAAGGAGCCCCUCUGAUCCCGAAGACCCAGGACGAGAACCACCAUGGCUUAAACCCUGUGUUCCCACUAGACCCCUGACCCCCCCCCCCCCUCCCCUGUCCCCAACCCCAGUCUCUCCCCGGCCUCCCUAACCCCGUCCAUGUAAGGGGUUGGGCAGCCCCCCCUCCCCGAAUCCCACUGGAGCCAUGAUGAACCUCCAGAAGCACCAAACCAUGGGCUCUGACCGGGACCUUCAGUCCUCCUCCUCAGUCAGCCUGCCCUCCGUCAAGAAGGCCCCCAAGAAGAGACGUCUGUCCAUGGGGAACCUGUUCAGACGGCGCCGGGACCCCAAGAGGAAGUCCAUGGAGCUCCACGGAGGAGGAGGGGUGGAUGGUAUCGCCAGCAUAGACAGCAUCCACUCAGACCUCAUGCUGAACGAUAAGAACUCUGCCUUCUCAGUGGCCGGAGCUGCCUGCACCUCCUCCCUCGGGGCCUCCUCCUCCUCUUCCUCCCGGGGUCGAGAGCUGCUGGAGUGCCCUCUGUGCCUUCUACGUCACUCUCGGGACAGUUUCCCGGACAUCAUGACCUGCCACCACCGCUCCUGUGCGGAUUGCCUGCGCCAGUACUUGCGAAUAGAGAUCAGUGAGUCGCGCGUCAACAUCAGCUGUCCAGAGUGCUCCGAGCGGUUCAACCCCCACGACAUCCGCAUCAUCCUGGGAGACCAGCCCCUCAUGGAGAAGUACGAGGAGUUCAUGUUGAGACGAUGGCUGGUGGCCGACCCUGACUGUCGCUGGUGCCCUGCCCCAGACUGUGGGUAUGCAGUCAUUGCCUUUGGCUGUGCCAGCUGUCCUAAGAUCACGUGUGGACGUGAGGGGUGUGGCACGGAGUUCUGUUACCACUGUAAGCAGCUGUGGCACCCCAACCAGACGUGUGAUGCCGCCCGGCAGCAGAGAGCCCAGAGCCUGAGGCUACGUACCUUCAGCUCCUCGUCUCUGAGCUACAGCCAGGAGAGUGGUGCUGCAGCCGAUGACAUCAAGCCGUGUCCGCGCUGCGCUGCUUACAUCAUCAAGAUGAACGACGGCAGCUGCAACCACAUGACCUGCGCCGUGUGCGGCUGUGAGUUCUGCUGGCUCUGCAUGAAGGAGAUCUCUGACCUGCACUACCUGAGCCCGUCAGGAUGUACCUUCUGGGGCAGGAAGCCGUGGAGCAGGAAGAAGAAGAUCCUGUGGCAGCUGGGCACGCUGGUGGGCGCUCCGGUGGGCAUCGCUCUGAUCGCUGGCAUCGCCGUCCCCGCCAUGAUCAUAGGCAUCCCUGUGUACGUGGGGAGGAAGAUCUAUAACCGCUAUGAGGGGAAGGACACCUCUCCUCACCGGAGGAACCUGGUGAUAGCAGGAGGAGUCACUCUGUCUGUCAUCAUGUCUCCUGUGGUGGCAGCCGUCUCUGUUGGCAUCGGCGUGCCCAUCAUGCUGGCGUACGUGUACGGUGUGGUGCCCAUCUCUCUGUGUCGCAGCGGGGGCUGUGGGGUCUCCACUGGCAACGGCAAAGGAGUCCGCAUCGAGUUUGAUGACGAGAACCAGAUGACCGCAGGGAGCGGAGCGCAAGCUACUGACACGACCUCUGUGGCGGACACCAGGAACAACCCCAGCAUCGGAGAAGGUAGCGUGGGGGGCAUGACGGGCAGUCUGAGUGCCAGCGGGAGCCACGUGGACCGGAUGGGCAUGAGAGACAACCUGAGUGAGAACGCCUCCACUAUGGCCCUGGCUGGGGCCAGCAUCACCGGAUCUCUGUCUGGCAGCGCCAUGGUCAACUUCCUGAACAGGUCAGUGCUUUUUGAUUGGAUUGAACCUUCAUUCAACCAGGUUGGUCUCGUUGAGAUGAAAACAGAUGUUCUUUUCAAGAGACAAACGGUCACAUGACAUCAACCAGACAGACAUCAACACAACACUCUGCCAGUAACCAAGAUGUCCACCACAUGAGCCAGAAAAACUAGACAAAAUAGUCACAUCCACCUGAUUGGUGUUGUUUUACAGGGUCAGUCCCAGUAGUGUGAUAGGUGUUGUUGUACAGGGUCAGUCCCAGUAGUGUGAUAGGUGUUGUUGUACAGGGUCAGUCCCAGUAGUGUGAUAGGUGUUGUUGUACAGGGUCAGUCCCAGUAGUGUGAUAGGUGUUGUUUUACAGGGUCAAUCCCAGUAGUGUGAUAGGUGUUGUUUUACAGGGUCAGUCCCAGUAGUGUGAUAGGUGUUGUUUUACAGGGUCAGUAGUAUGAUAGGUGUUGUUUUACAGGGUCAGUCAUAGUAGUAUGAUAG
This is a messenger RNA of Oncorhynchus masou masou (cherry salmon), 2442 nucleotides long. RefSeq names its product E3 ubiquitin-protein ligase RNF19A-like. Gene Ontology annotation, biological process: protein polyubiquitination; ubiquitin-dependent protein catabolic process; positive regulation of proteasomal ubiquitin-dependent protein catabolic process. Lineage: Eukaryota; Metazoa; Chordata; Actinopteri; Salmoniformes; Salmonidae. Gene Ontology annotation, cellular component: cytoplasm; ubiquitin ligase complex. The record is from RefSeq and is a predicted model, not a curated record. Gene Ontology annotation, molecular function: ubiquitin conjugating enzyme binding; zinc ion binding; ubiquitin protein ligase activity.